GGCCUCGUCACCGUUUGUCACAGUAUGCGGCAAACUCACAAUCACAAGUCGUGCUCGCUCUGCAAUGGAGAACGAAACUCCAUGUUGAAGUGGUCGGCAGCAAAUAUCUGCAAAUCUCACUCGUGUGACCUCCUAAGCUUAUAAUUCACGUCUGAGCGUGAACAUGGCAAGGAAAUACAGCGUUUCCAGGCUGGUCUCCUGUCGAUCGUUCAGGAGAUGUGAAAGUUUCUCGCAUGUUCAGUUUUGGAUGAAGUUUGUCAUCUGCGGUUUAUGAACACACAAGCUCCCAAUGUCAGACGUACUAGAGUGCUGUAAUUCAUAGGAUGGGGCUCCUGCCGAUUCCCUGAUGUUAUCUAGGUGCUAUAUGG
This is a messenger RNA of Marchantia polymorpha subsp. ruderalis, 368 nucleotides long. The record is from the annotation of a GenBank genome assembly. Lineage: Eukaryota; Viridiplantae; Streptophyta; Marchantiopsida; Marchantiales; Marchantiaceae.